AUGGAUGUAGGCACUCCUAGCCAUAAGAUCAGAUGUAAUUUAUUGUUGAGCUUCAUAUCAGACAAUGACUUUGUCGUCCUCAACGGUCGCACUCCUGGGGAUCUAGAAGGCUGCUUUUCAUUCUGCGGGUCACAGGGCCUGAACAAGGUUGAUUUUGUCUGGGGUAACUGUGAAGCGAUCAGCAAAGUAAAUUCUCUGAGAGUCAACGAUGUCUCCUUCCAAUCUGAUCACUUCCCACUUUGCCUAGAACUUCUUGCUCCGAAACCCCACAGACUCAAUGGAUACUCCACUCCGCAAUCCUCUCCUCGCGAUCCACCAAGUCCCCAGUCUGCCUACACCCUCAGGUGGGAACAGGACCUGUUGUUACCGUACACCGCUGCUUUGAGAUCUUUGCCCAACCUCCGGCUAGCCAACUCGCUGAAUGAACCCACAACCCUCUACGACACGCUAUGCACUGCGAUCUCAGAGGCAGCUGCAGACUGUGGCAUGGUAGAAAGGAGAUGUCUCAAGCCCACCAAGGGUCUCCAGUCUAUUCAUCAUCGAUGGGAAGAUUCAGAGAUCAAGGCACUAAAAAACUCAGCGAAUAGAGCACAACGAACCCUUCGCAGGAAAAAAUUCGACCCUGAGUCAGUGGCAAAGUUUCAUCAACUUGUCAAAGAGUACAGAUUAUGUAGAAAAAGAAAAAUCAAUGUACACCAUAGAACUCUGAAGAACCGCAUGACCAACGUGAAAAAGUCAGGAGAAUUCUGGAGCACGGUGAAGAGUAUCCGCUCUUCUACCUUCACUCCAAAUGGGGUCUCUAAGGAUAAGUGGAAACAAUUCUACACUGGCAUAUACCCUCCAAGGACUUUCUCGGAUCCUCUCAUUUCGGACAUCGCAGAUUCGUUCUUAGACACAGACAUAAGCCACGGAGAAGUGGUUCGUGCUCUCAAGAACAGCAAAUGUGUCAAGGCUCCUGGUCCAGACGGUAUUACCAAUAAAUUUCUUAAAAACCUCCCCCAGGAAUGGGUGGUGAUUGUGGCAAAACUACAGAAAAACGCCUGGAAAGAAGAAAAAAUACCAGUCACAUGGCCCAGUGCAGCAUUAGCAAUACUCUUCAAGAAAGGCGACCCCAGCGACCCUCUAUAUUACCGUGGUAUUGCACUUACUAACAACAUCCUCAAGUUAUAUACCGGAAUUCUACACUCUCACCUAGAGACCUGGUUGAACUCACAGGGCAUUCUGCCUGAAGAGCAGGCUGGCUUUCGCUGUGGGAGAAGCUGUCUUGAUCAAUCCUUCUCACUCUUCACUGCAGUGCAGUCAAAAAUGAGGCUUUCAGGUAGCACAAUCUACCUCAUUUUCAUGGACUUUCGUCGAGCCUUCGACUCGGUCCCUCACCACCUACUUUGGAAGAAACUUGGAUCCAUGAAAGUGAGUGGGAAGAUCCUCAGAGUACUGGCCAAUAUCUAUGACAACGCAGCAGUUAGAGUUCGCCUGGGAUCAGAGUACACUCACAACUUGGGGGUAACAGAAGGAGUCCUUCAAGGGGACAAACUAAGCUCACUCCUAUUCAUCACUUACAUCGCAGACUUCAUAGAAUUCCACAAGAGAAAGAACAUAGAAGGGUUUGACAUACAUGGAAGAAAUCUCAGAGCUCUGCUGUAUGCAGAUGAAACAGUACACUUUGCCAGAUCUCUAUCUGAUGCUAGAUACAACCUGAAAUGCCUCUCGGAGUAUUUUGAUGCCAAUGGGUUGAUUGUGCACACUGGAAAAACCGACAUUAUGGUCUGCCGACCUUCUGGCAGAAUUAGAUCAUUCGAAAAAUCAUCUUUUUUGUACAAAGGUCUUCCAGUCAAAACAGCGAAGCAAUAUACCUAUCUAGGUACAACCCUAGAAAGUGCAAUGAAUGGCAGACAAGCAGCCAGUGCAGCUAUGCAGAAGACGAGAAUAGCAAUCGGAACAGCCAACUCGAUUCUUAGACGUUCCAAAGGAGAUGACUGGCACUCCAGGAUCAAGCUCUUCGACAGUUUGGUGUCUGCCACUCUGCUAUAUGGAAUCCAAACCUGGGAAAUAGAUCAUCUAGAUGAAAUAGAAAGGAUUCCAACUGACUACUUCAAACGCAUUUUCCUCCUGCCUAGAAAUACUCCUGGAUAUCUGAUCAGAUUCGAGUUAGGCACUCAUCCUCUAGCCUUACGUGCUCUGCUCUCCAUGUGGGACUGGGUCCACGUGCUGAAAAUGAACCAGUAA
Molecule: messenger RNA, 2226 nt
Organism: Diachasma alloeum
Lineage: Eukaryota; Metazoa; Arthropoda; Insecta; Hymenoptera; Braconidae
Exons: 1
Coding region: 1-2226 (741 amino acids)
Source: RefSeq, a predicted model, not a curated record